AUGGAUCAACCCUCGAAGAUGGACGAGGCUCAUCGUGAGGCACACACUGCUAGAACGGAUUCAGGCCAUCACUCCCACUCACCAUACUCCCACGUCCACUACAGACCAGACCACAGUGGAGUCCACUAUCCUUGGGAGCCCCCUCACCCUCCAUCUCACUAUCAUGGCGGAUUUCACCACCCAAAUGAAUCCCAGCACUUCCGUGAGUCCUCAGACUCUCAAGACGGUGCCUUCUUCCAUCAGUCCCAUCACUAUAACAAAUCCCACCUCUCCACAGCAUCUGACAGUCCCAAGAUGGAUCUCAUCCCCACACUGAGUCCCACCUCCAUCACAGACAGUCCCAAGAUGGAUCUCAUCCCCACACUGAGUCCCACCUCCAUCACAGACAGUCCCAAGAUGGAUCUCAUCCCCACACUGAGUCCCACCUCCAUCACAGACAGUCCCAAGAUAAACAUCACUAUCGUCAAGGUAGUGAGGCUUCGUCCCACUUCUCUACUGCGUCAUCCAGCAGAAAGGAUGCUUCCCACCAGGGGAGAUCCCAUGAAUCCCAUCACCAAGCCCACCACGACAGCAGGCAUCAACCUACUGAAUCCCAACACCACGAAAAGCCACCUCAUUCUGAAGAGAGCCCCUCCCACCAGUCCUUUGAGGGGUCCUCCAAGCAGGGAAGACAUCACCAACAUGGCGGCCAUCAUACAGGCCCCCAAGCCACCCAUCACCAUGGUGAGCAUCCCCACCAUAGAGAGCACCGUUACCACAAAGAACAACAACUUGGAGAACAUCUUCACCCCAAAGAGCAUUCCUAUCCGAGCGCCUCCCACAGCACCUUCGGCGGCUCCCCUUCUCGAGAGUUCCAGAGAAUCCGACUCCUGGAGUGAAACUGACCACAUUCAGAAGCGCAAGAGGACACAGCGGACCCACAAGAAGAUACGUUCUGGGAAUAUCUUCCAAUUGAUUUGGGGGAAAAUAUGUCGCCUCAUUUGGGGUCUCCGGCAAAUGAUGAUGUCACUGACUCAGUCCCUGGGCUUUGAGACCUUCAUCUUCAUCGUGGUCUGCCUCAACACAGUCGUCCUUGUGGCCCAGACCUUCACUGAGCUAGAGAUCAGAGGUGAAUGGUACUUCAUGGUCUUGGACUCCAUUUUCCUCUCGAUCUACGUAAUAGAAGCCGUGCUCAAGCUAAUUGCCCUGGGCCUGGAGUAUUUUUAUGACCCAUGGAACAAUCUGGACUUCUUCAUCAUGGUCAUGGCGGUGCUGGACUUUGUGCUUAUCCAGAUCAACUCCCUAUCCUACUCGUUCUACAACCACAGCCUGUUCCGGAUCCUCAAAGUCUUCAAGAGCAUGCGGGCUCUGAGGGCCAUCCGGGUCCUUCGGAGGCUCAGCAUCCUCACCAGUCUCCAGGAGGUGACAGGGACUCUGAGAAGAUCUUUGCCGUCAAUCACAGCCAUCCUGACCCUCAUGUUCACCUGCCUCUUCCUCUUCUCUGUGGUGCUCCGAGCGUUGUUCCGGCAAUCGGACCCCAAGCGUUUCCAGAACAUCUUCACCACCCUGUUCACCCUCUUCACUAUGCUCACCUUGGAUGACUGGUCCCUCAUCUACAUGGACAGCAGGGCCCAGGGGGCCUGGUAUAUCAUCCCCAUCCUCAUGAUCUACAUCAUCAUCCAGUACUUCAUUUUCCUCAACCUGGUGAUUGCUGUCCUGGUAGAUAACUUCCAGAUGGCGCUUCUCAAAGGCCUCGAGAAAGUGAAGCUGGAGAAAGCUGCCCGGGUCCACGAGAAGUUGCUGGACGACUCUCUGACAGAGCUCAACAAAACAGAUGCUGAGGCCCAGAUGAGCGACAGUGCCUUGCAGGUACAGUUUAUUGAGAGGAUGUUCAGCACCAUGACAGAGAGGCAGCGGGAGCUCCACUUCCAGUACCUACGGUUGGUGGCAUCGGUGGAGCAGCACCAGCAGAAGUUUCGUUCCCAAGCAUCUGUCAUCGAUGAGAUUGUCGACACUGCAUUUGAGGCUGGAGAAGAGGAUUUCGGGAAAUGA
Microtus oregoni (creeping vole) is the source of this 2031-nucleotide messenger RNA. RefSeq names its product cation channel sperm associated 1 (gene Catsper1). The transcript is spliced from 14 exons. Gene Ontology annotation, molecular function: calcium-activated cation channel activity; voltage-gated calcium channel activity. The record is from RefSeq and is a predicted model, not a curated record. Gene Ontology annotation, biological process: calcium ion transport; flagellated sperm motility; transmembrane transport. Gene Ontology annotation, cellular component: CatSper complex; membrane. The coding region runs from base 1 to 2031 and encodes 676 amino acids. NCBI's taxonomy places the organism in Eukaryota, Metazoa, Chordata, Mammalia, Rodentia, Cricetidae.